This is a messenger RNA of Actinia tenebrosa (Australian red waratah sea anemone), 6838 nucleotides long. RefSeq names its product cytoskeleton-associated protein 5. NCBI's taxonomy places the organism in Eukaryota, Metazoa, Cnidaria, Anthozoa, Actiniaria, Actiniidae. The record is from RefSeq and is a predicted model, not a curated record. Gene Ontology annotation, biological process: spindle organization; microtubule polymerization; establishment or maintenance of microtubule cytoskeleton polarity. Gene Ontology annotation, molecular function: microtubule plus-end binding; microtubule plus end polymerase activity.
AUCUUGUUGUACGUUGACUCUUCCCGCUCGAACAACGAAAAACACCAAAAUAUCCACCUCAAAAACACCUAAAUAUUCCAUAUUCUAUGCUUCCUCCACCCCUGAGAAGCUAUGGGAGAUGACUUGGAUCUUGGAAAAUUAGCCUUAGAGGACAAACUCACUCAUAAGGUGUGGAAAGCCCGUGUUAGUGGUUAUGAAGAAUUAACGAAGACUUUUAAGCAAGCUACGAGCGAGAGUAGUGGAGAAUUUUCGAAAUAUUUGGGCUUUUUCAAGAAAAUUGUGAUCGAUAGUAACGCUGUUGCACAAGAAAAAGGUCUCGAAGCCGUACUUACUUUCGUGGAAAAAGCUUCUCCUUCGAUAAGUGGAAGGGCGGCUGGUGAUAUAGUUAGUGGUUGUAUACUAAAAUGUUUUAACGCCAGGCCGAAAACCAAAGAGAAGGGAAUAGAUAUAGUGUUAAUGUACGUUGAAGUAGAGAAACAAGAUAUAGUUCAGGAYGAACUUCUUAAAGGAUUAGAAAACAAGCAACCUAAAAUAGUUGCAGCUUGUACUUAUGUUCUUAGACAGAUUAUAAGUGAAUUUGGUGGAAAGAUAUUUUUACUUAAACCUAUAGUUAAAACCAUACCUAARCUAUUGGACCACAGCGACAAGACAGUAAGAGAAGAGUUAAAAGAGUUAGAGGAUGAAUGGGCCAGUCUACCUCCCAAACCACCUCCACCAACAAGACUAACCAGAACGCAGCAGAAGAAACUAGAAGAGGAACAAGGGCAGGGCGUGGAACCYGAAGGUGAUGAUGCCGCAGAUGGCGGUGGUGAUGAUGAUGAUGAAGGUGAAGAUGCUGAGGUGGACAUUGAUCCUUAUGAAAUGAUGGAUGCUGUUGAGAUUCUCUCCAAACUUCCCAAAGACUUUUAUGAAAACUUGGUAACCAAUGAUCACUGCACAGAUGUUAUUUCAAGACCUGAAUACCUAUCAAGAUAUUCCAAUAAUUCUCAAUUAUGUAUCAAUCCUUUUCAGAUUAUUUCCAAAGAUGCAAACGUCAUGGUUGUAGCGGUAGCUGCUAAAUGCAUAGGGUUACUAGCAACUGGUUUAAGAAAGAAGUUUUCUUCCUAUGCCCCUUUGAUUACACCUGCAAUCCUGGAGAAGUUCAAGGAGAAGAAGGCUAAUGUUGUUUCUGCUUUGAAAGAUGCUAUCGAUGCUGUGUUCUUGACAACAACCUUGGUUGCCCUUCAAGAAGACAUCCUAUUGGCACUUGACCACAAGAAUCCCAGUGUGAAAGAAGAGACCAUCAAGUUCAUCACAAGAUGUUUUUGUAAGAGUGUGCCAGCAGCUGUACCUAAAGCUUUUCUCAAGCCAACAUGUGCUCUGCUAGUCCAGAGAAUGGAUGACACAUUUGGUCCAGUCAGAGAUGCUGCGGCAGAAGCCCUUGGAACCUUGCUCAAGUUGAUUGGUGAAAAGACAAUGAAUCCUUAUGUAGAUAAGCUGGACAAGAUCAAGGCAGAAAAGGUCAAAGAAUGUAGUGAAAAGGCAGAGAUCAAAAGUGCUCCAGCCAAGGGUGGUAGUGGUGGUGGUAGCAAAUCAACUACCAAACCAGCAGCAAAGCCUGCUGCAUCGUCAGCUGCACCCCCCAAAAGUACAUCUGCUGCUAAGAAACCUUCAGCAAAAGGCGUGGCUAAGUCAGGGGGCCCACCUAAAGGCGGAGCUAAAAAGAAAGCAGUUGGAAAAGGGGAUGGUAAGAAAGGUGGAGGAAAGGGAGGAGGAGGAGCUACUGCACUAGAGGAAGUAAAAGAACCAGAAAUGACGGUAAGAAUGACAUUGCUGCCACUUGUAAAUGACAUGGAUCCAAAGACCAUGCCUUGUCAGGUUCUGAUCAGAGUCCUGGCCAAGAAACCAGGCUUGAAGGACAGUAAUUUCCAGGUUUUGAAGGCCAAGCUAGCUCUGUGUGGUACCAUCGCUGAGAUUGGCAAGCCCUUCUCCUCCCGCAGUGCAGGAUACGCAUUAACAGGACUGGUCGAAAAGAUUGGAGACAUUAAGCUUAAAGAUCAAUGCAAGGAAACACUUACGAAAUUUGCUGAAAAAUUGAAUCUUAAUUACGUUAGCCUGAAGGUUUGCAAGAUAGCAGGAGGUCAAAAGAACCCCAAAGUGAUAGCAGAGUCGUUAAACUGGAUUGGUGAUGCUAUUAAGGACUUUGGAUUCAAGAUAGACUUGAAGCCUCAUAUUCAGUUCAUCAAAGACUCUCUUGCUAACACCAACCCAGCUGUCAGGACAUCAGCUAUAGCCCUACUUGGAGUACUUCACAUGUAUGUUGGCACAAGCAUCAGAAUGUUCUUUGAAGAUGAGAAACCUGCUUUGCUACAACAGAUUGAUGCCGAACUUGAACAGGUCAAAGACCAGAAGCCGCCAGCACCAACCAGAGGACUGAAAUCAGCAGUUGGUGAGACAGAAGGAGGCGGCAAUGACGAAGAGGAUGAUGAGGAUGGUGGGAGUGGAGGGGGAGGGGCAGCUGCCAAUCUUGCUGAUCUUGUGCCGAGAAAUGAUAUCAGCGGUGAAAUCACAUCAGAUCUUAUCACAAUGUUGAGUGACAAGAAUUGGAAAGUUAGAGGAGAAGGUCUUGAAAAGGUCCAGAACAUUAUCAAUACAGCAAAGUAUAUCACUCCUGAGCUUGGGGAACUCCCUACAGCACUAAAGGGAAGACUUGGAGACUCAAACAAGAACCUGAUCAUAACUACAUUGAAUAUCUGUGGCUCAAUGGCUACAGCUAUGGGUCCAGGAUCUAAGAAACACCUGAGUACUAUCGGCCCUGCAAUAUUCAGUACCCUGGCUGAUGCUAAGCCCCAUCUUCGUGCGGCAGGGAUAACAGCCCUUAAUGCAUGGCACAAAGAAGUAGGAAUUGUACUCUUCUUGGAAGGAGAGAUUAUAUCUGGUGCUCUUAGUACAGAGAAUCCCGUCCUGAGAACUGAGGUGCUUGGAUGGUUGGAGGAGAAACUACCAGAAGAGAAAUCCCACCCACCAUCUGUUGUGACGAUAGUACAACCAUUGUAUGCCUGUCUGGAGGACCGUAAUGGUGAUGUAAGGAAGAAGGCACAAGCUGUUGUACCCUGUGUCAUGGCACACCUUGGAUAUGAUGCAAUGAUUAAACAAGCCAAUAAACUGAAGCCUGUAUCUAAGCCAACUGUCCAAGGCAUUUUAGAAAAACUGCGUGGAACUGUACCAGAGCCAACUAAGAGCACUGGCAAAUCUAAGAAGGCUGCAGAGAGUAAAUCAUCAUCAGAUAAUGGAAGUUCUUCUCAGUCUGCCACCAGCGCUGCUGCAUCUAGUGGUGGAUCAAAAAGACCCAAGUCAGCUGUACAGAGCAAACCUGCAAAAACAAGCAAAAAGAAAGCUCAAGCAGCAGCAGAUGCAGAAGAACUGGGACCUCCAUUAAUACGUAACCUGGGGAAGGACAAUAGAAUAAGAGAUGAGAAGGAACUCAAGGUGAUGAAGUGGAACUUCACAACUCCAAGAGAAGAAUACAUAGAGCAGCUAAAAGAACAGAUGAGGCCUUGUUUUGGGAAGGCAAUUUUUACCAACUUGUUUCAUCCACAUGAUUUCAAGCAACAAGUCAACGCACUGAAUGCUUUACAACAGGCUGUAACCCCUCCAAGUGAUGAUGAAGACCCACCAUACAAGACAGAAGCCAUUCAAUCCUUAGAUCUCAUCCUGAAGUACGUCACCCUAAGGUUCUUUGAUACCAACACCACUGUACUGGUGAAGUGUCUGGAAUUCCUGGAUGCCUUGUUUACUAUGUUGGCUGAGUCAGGGUACCAGAUGGUGGAACAUGAGGCUUGUAGCUUUAUACCAUACCUUAUACAGAAGGUUGGUGACCCUAAAGAUGUCAUCAGAAAAAUGAUUCGUAAGCUUUUUAAACUGUUGACCAAGAUCUACCCAGCAAGCAAGAUGUUUACCUACGUUACUGAAGGACUCACCUCCAAGAAUUCCAAGACUAGAAUGGAAUGUCUUGAGGAGCUGGGGUGCCUUAUUCAAGUAUACGGCAUGAAUGUGUGCCAACCAACACCUCCCAAAGCCAUUGCUAACAUAGCAUCCCACAUCGGUGAUCGAGAUAAUGGUGUGCGCAACGCUGCUCUUAAUACCGUGGUAGAAGCCUUUUUCCUGGUGGGAGAUACGGUCUAUAAAUAUGCUGGAAGGUUGAAUGAGAAAGACCUCAGCUACCUAGAGGAGCGUAUCAAGCGAUCAUCCAAGAACAGACCUGCGACUGCUGGCAGUGAAGAACCCAAGGCUGUUGCUAGGGGACGUGGAUCAGCAAAUGAUAACACUGAAAAGAAACAAGCAAACAAAGCUAACAUAGCAAGACCAGUAACAGCACCUCCUUCGAAGAGAGAAGAUAACAUCACGCGUGAAUUCCAGAUAGACUACGAUUCCAUAGAAGAUGAAAAAAAUGUCCAUGAAGUAAUCUUACCCAACCUCGUGUCACAUGAAACAUCUGUUGAUGACUUGAUCAGUGAGCCUAUCCACAGACCCAACACUAAGACACCUGCGUCCCCACAUCUCGGAGUGUUCAGUAGGACUUCAGCCCCCGCAGCUCUCAAUUACGUCAUCUCCCAGAUCGCUAGCAGUGACGUCAGUGCURGUACCCAAGCUCUUGUGCAACUGGAGGUCGUUAUUAGGAAUAAGACUGGGGGAGAGAUAGUCAAACAUGUUGAUCAGUUCUUAAAUGCCGCUGCUCUGCAACUCAACAUCAUCCUGACAACUCACCUCAGCAAUGAAGACCAAUCAGAACAAACCAUCACUAGACUGAUCAACUGUCUGAUCAACGCCAUGCUGACGCUAUUCUGCAACGAACCGCUGGCCAAGACCGUGUCACGUGACACCCUUAAGCAACUGGCUCAGGUCUUGAUUACAGCGAUACUAGACGAGAGGUUGGCGAAGCUGGAAGAUGGGCCGCAGAUUAUUAGAGCUGUGAAUGUAUUGAUGGCUAAGAUUAUACAGAAGACUGAUCCUACUGUGUGUUUAGGUGCUCUAAUAAGGCUGUUGCAAGAAAGUGUCAAGAUGCUGCAGGGACAAGCAGGAAACUCACUCAGUUCUCCUAAAUUCAUGGAACUCGUCAUGAAGGCAUUGUGGAAGAUGGUCCGUUCCUUACCUGCCAUCAUCAGUGACAUCAAGGCAGACCAGGUUCUUGUGGAUGUACACAAGUUCUUAGUGAUGCAUCCUCCUCAGGUGUGGAAAUCACGUGCUGAUGAUACUCCCCUCAGGACCAUACGAACCAUACUACAUUCAUUAGCCAAGCUCAAAGGCAUUGAUAUUUUGGCAUGUACGAACCUUAUAGAGGACGCCGAACAAAGUGAAGUGACAGCGUACCUACAUAAAGUUCUCAAGACUGGUUAUAAACCAUCUACGAGCUCCCAAGUCAAUGGUAGCUCUGAAGAUGACAAGAAUAAGAAAUCCAACGCUCCAGAUCUACUACAAGGGGUGGAGAAUCAAAACCGAGCACCAGUAGAAAAGCUCAAUUCAAAACUGGCUGAGAUAUUCAGUAAGAUAGCUUCAAAGGAAAACACUCGGGAGGGUCUUGUCCAACUGUACGAGUUCAAGCUCACCUAUCCUCAAGCCGAUAUCGAUCCUUACCUAAAGAAAACAUCGCCUUACUUCCAAAACUACAUAGAUAGAGGUUUAAGGAAUAUUGAAAUGGAAAGAAAGGGAAAAAAGGUCACUGGAAGUACCUCGUCUUCUACAACAAUCAUGUCUAGUGCGCCGGCAUCGAAGACAUCGGAAGAACCGUCAUCGUACUUAGAUCGUCUACGUGUGCUGCGAAUGAGAUCUGGACUAGGAGAAAACAACGGCAAUAGCGAUACACAACAAGAAUCGGCUUCAGUUUCGCAGGACGUUCAACUCACACCUACAGAACAAGAACCAAAAUCUGAUUUUAAAGGAUCUGUGGUUGAACUACGAGGUACUAUAAAUACAGAAGAACCUGAGGCUACCCCCUCUCAGGAUGAUUUAGCAAACAUUCAGGAUAUCAAGAAACGAUUAGACCGAAUCAAGAACGCUGCUAGACAUUAACCAAUCCAACAAAACGGCAUGGAUUCUAUGGUACACCUGUUUUAAAAAGCGUCUUUCGGAGACCUGAGACCGUGCUUUGAUGUUUUCUGGGUAAAAUUCGAAAAAUUAGAUUCCUAACUCACGCUCAGGUCACGCUUCAUGUUCCAAUCUAAAAGGAAACUACGUUGUUCGGCAUUGAACGUAUUACAAUUUGCAGCAUGCUACUUGGUCUCAGAUAGCAUAUCUCUAGUCUCUUAAGCAGCCGCUAUUAGUUUCGUCACGCAACGCUUACUCCCCUAAGUAGUGAGCGUUGCGUGACGACACUUAUAGCGGCUGCGUAGUAGACUAGCAGAUCUCCCAGCGACAACUUUUUUUAAAAUAGGUGUAAACCUAUCAAUGCUGAGGAGGUGUGCGCUGGGGACACACCCUUGUUGUAUUCCCGACCCUCGGAGUGAUUACCAGAUUAUCUAGGUCUUGUAGCCGUAGACCUAUUGUGAGAGAGCCAUCGGGCUGCAUUCUGGUCCAGCUUGAGUACAAACAUCUGUUGAUGUUAUUUGUAACCAAGCAAGACUACGAUACAUCUCGUUUAUCGAACUCGAAAAAGGCCUUUUCUUUAUACGUUUUGUUGUGUUCUACAGAUAUCUAUUUCCGCUCAUAAAAAGUACACUCUAAAUAGCACCGCUUGUAGUUUCAAUGAAGCCUCUCUUGUUCGCGAACAGACGCUGUCUUUUCUCUUGUAAAGACCUUUAAUUCAUUUAAUAGAGGGAAAAAAGAGGGUUUGGUUGAAAAUAUACUGCAAUCCGCGCCAAAA